CUCUCACUAUACGCCAAAUAUAUAUUUAAUCCUGAACUUACAAGACAACUCCACGCAAAACAAAUAAAAAUAACUUAUAAAUAGCGUUUCCCAUCACUAACGUCUGCUCACAAAUCGUGUCACCGAAUACUAAAAAGAAAACGCAAACGCGACAUCUCUGCUUCUCUCUCAAACUCUGAUUCUCUCGUCCAUGGCGGACAUCGACAUCACCACCGGAAACGAGCCGCUGAUCAACCGCGAGAACAACAGAAACAAAGUCUUUAACCGCUGCGUCUCGCACCAGCAAGACGAGCUACAGAGCUUCCGUAAAUACCUGAGAUGGAUGUGCGUGGACCACUCGAGUCCAUGGACUGCGAUCCUCUCGUGGACCAUGUUCGUCGUCUUCACGCUCGUGGUUCCAGCGAUCUCUCACUUCCUCCUCGCUUGCGCUGAUUGCGACAGUUACCAUUCAAGACCGUAUGACUCCGUCGUACAGCUGUCUCUAAGCAGCGUCGCCGCCGUCUCUUUUCUCUGCCUCACUAGAUUCGUCAGCAAGUACGGUCUCCGACGGUUCCUCUUCUUCGAUAAGUUAUGGGACGAGAGCGAAACCGUACGCAGAAACUACACUAAUCAACUCAAUACGUCGCUUCAUAUUGUCUCCUACUUCGUUAUCCCUUGUUUCUUAGCAAUGAGUGCUUACAAAAUAUGGUGGUACGCUUCAGGUGGAUCUCAAAUACCGUUUUUAGGAAACGUUAUCUUAAGCGAUACUGUCGCUUGUGUUAUGGAGCUUUGUUCUUGGCUUUACCGAACAACCGUAAUCUUCCUUGUCUGUGUUCUCUUCCGUCUCAUUUGCCAUCUUCAGAUCCUUCGCCUACAGGACUUUGCUAAGCUCUUUCAGAUUGAUUCGGAUGUUGGUUCUAUCUUGUCUGAACAUCUUCGUAUAAGACGUCAUCUGAGAAUCAUCAGCCAUAGAUAUCGUUCUUUCAUUCUAUGCUUGUUGGUUCUUGUCACUGGAAGUCAGUUUUCUUCUCUGCUUAUUACUACCAAAGCUUACACUGAAGUUAAUAUGUACAGAGCUGGAGAACUCGCACUUUGUUCCAUGACAUUAGUCACUGCAUUGCUCAUACUAUUAAGAAGUGCGUCAAAGAUCACACACAAGGCUCAAGCAGUGACAUGCUUAGCUGCGAAAUGGCAUGUAUGCUCAACGUUAGAGUCUUUUGAGAUAGCAGAUGGAGAGACUCCAACUUUGGUUGCUAGAAACAGUCAUAGCAAUAAAGGCAAUGAUGUUAUUACGUUGACAGAAUCAGAUAGUGAUGAUUAUGGUGACGAAGAAGAUGAUCUAGACAAUAAUAACAUCAUUCCUGCUUAUGCUUUCAGUACCAUCUCAUUCCAAAAACGACAAGCUCUAGUGAGUUACUUCGAGAAUAACAGAGCAGGAAUCACAGUUUAUGGAUUUACACUUGAUAGAGGUACACUCCAUACAAUUUUCGGACUUGAAUUGUCUCUUGUUCUCUGGCUUCUUGGUAAAACCAUUGGCAUUUCUUGAAUCUCUUAUCUGAGGUCAUCAAUAAUGUUUUUGCACUAUUAUCACUUUGAAAUUCUUUCUUUUUUCUGUUUCACUGUAAAUUAGUUAUAUUUGCUUUAAGUACGUCAAUGUAUUCUUAUUGU
This is a messenger RNA of Brassica oleracea var. oleracea, 1647 nucleotides long. RefSeq lists its product as uncharacterized. The transcript has 4 exons. Bases 191 to 1525 code for a protein of 444 amino acids. Lineage: Eukaryota; Viridiplantae; Streptophyta; Magnoliopsida; Brassicales; Brassicaceae. The record is from RefSeq and is a predicted model, not a curated record.